Eimeria acervulina is the source of this 393-nucleotide messenger RNA. RefSeq names its product 60S ribosomal protein L28, putative. The transcript has 2 exons. The record is from RefSeq and is a predicted model, not a curated record. The coding region runs from base 1 to 393 and encodes 130 amino acids. Gene Ontology annotation, biological process: translation. Gene Ontology annotation, cellular component: cytosolic large ribosomal subunit; ribosome. Gene Ontology annotation, molecular function: structural constituent of ribosome. Lineage: Eukaryota; Apicomplexa; Conoidasida; Eucoccidiorida; Eimeriidae.
AUGGUGUCCGCCGAGUUGCUGUGGCAGUGCGUGAGGAAGACGAGCUGCUAUAUAAAGAAGUCUAAUGGGGUAGUGCUGACGAGCGAGCCUUUAAACUUGACACAAAAGAACACGCUUCGUCACUCAGGCUUAUGUCAUAAGCUGCCUGUCGGCAUAUCUUUGGUCGGAAACAGCGAAGCAGUUAGAGUAUCCCACAAGCUUAAGGGAGGCAGGAAGUUUCGAUAUCCUCGUCGGUGCGUGACGAGUAAGAAGUUCGCGAAGACGCACAGCAAGACAAAAGAGCUGCAGCAGCUGGUUGCUCAGCAGCGGCCCGACUUAGUGAAGAUUGCGAAGAAGAGGUUUCAUAAAAUGUGUAGAGUCUCACCUAAAGCCUCUCAGCAACAGGGGCAAUAA